Colletotrichum fioriniae is the source of this 1347-nucleotide messenger RNA. NCBI's taxonomy places the organism in Eukaryota, Fungi, Ascomycota, Sordariomycetes, Glomerellales, Glomerellaceae. The record is from RefSeq and is a predicted model, not a curated record.
AUGGCUAUCAAGACUCACAAUGGGCUAAGUUCUAUCAAAGUCGCCAUCAUUGGCGGCGGGCCCGGGGGGUUGGGUGCAGCGAUUGAGUUUGGCAAGUUGAACUAUGUUGACUGGUCACUUUACGAAAAGAAGUCACAAAUCAGUGAAACUGGCGGCGGUAUCAGCCUACAGAGACAUACAUGGAGGCUCCUAGAGCUGAAUGGGGCAGCCAAGAACAUUGAUCCCUCGGAUUUCUUCAGAUCUCCUGAUGGAACUAGCGGACAGUCAAGAAAUGGAAGAACCGGAAAGCUUCUGGAGCAGCACCAUCAUCCCAAAGAUACACCGCCGCAGCAAGUGAGCUGUCGCAUGGUUCGAGCUAAGCUUCAGGCUGCUCUGCUCAAAGAAGUUGAUCAAAGUCGUAUCAAGACCUCAAAGAAGCUAGUUGAUAUCACGAAGCUAUCUACUGGUAGGGUUGCGAUCCGUUUCGAAGAUGGCUUCAGCGACGAAGUUGAUUUACUUGUCGGAGCAGAUGGCAUUCGUUCUGUAAGGCUCAACCCCAUUAUGAUCCUCGAGACAACGGGAACUAAUGACAUGAAGUUUGUGAGAUCGUAUGCUUUCCCCGAGCACAAGAUCAAAUACAACGGCCAAUCUGCCUAUCGCACCAUCAUUCACAAGCCUACAGCCGAAAAGAUUGAGGGAAUCCCGAAGUCACCCGUAUUCUGGCAGAACAUUGGUGGCAAGUACGUGUUUACGUGCCCUCUUGGCGGAGAUGAUUUCGAGGUCACUGCACGCAUCCGCCGGCCGAUUGAAGGGCAGGAACAUGUCAGCUGGGGUCGGCCUUUUGACUUUUCCACUAUCGCCUCAGAGUACGACGAAUUUUGCGAACCUGUCCGCGAAGUAAUCCAACUUGCCGCUCAAGGUGAGACACAGGAAUUCGCACUUUUCUCGGGUCCGCGACUAGAAAGCGUCAUCUAUGAGAAAGCCAUUGCCUUGAUUGGAGACGCAUCUCACCCUCUAUCAGGAGCGUUUGGUGCUGGGGCUGGAUUUGCUUUGGAGGAUGUCUAUGCCUUGACGCAAAGCAUUGACUGGCACUGGAAUAAUGGUGGGGGCUUGCCUGAGGCCCUGGAGCUUUAUGACCAUAUCAGAUCACCUCAUUAUCGCGACUUGUACAAAGUCUUGGAUGAUUUUGGUGCGAUGAACACUAAGCUGCUUUCGGAGAAUCUUCCUGUCAAUGAGGAGAUUGAGGAACGGGUCCGAAGGGCAGCUGAGAGUAAGAGUACGUGGAUGUACCUUUACGAGAUAGAUAAAGCGGUCGAAAAGCUGCUUGGAGCUGCCACCCAGCAUGGCCAAGUCGCAGCUGUGCUUUGA